Messenger RNA from Homo sapiens (human), 818 nucleotides. It is a transcript of the gene DEAF1, whose product is annotated as DEAF1 transcription factor. Gene Ontology annotation, molecular function: DNA binding. Gene Ontology annotation, cellular component: RNA polymerase II transcription regulator complex; extracellular region; cytoplasm. Lineage: Eukaryota; Metazoa; Chordata; Mammalia; Primates; Hominidae. Gene Ontology annotation, biological process: embryonic skeletal system development; visual learning; neural tube closure. The record is from RefSeq and is marked reviewed.
UAGUGUUGACAUCCCUGCCUGCGCUGGCGGUCCCACCCCCGACUCCCACCAAAACGGCACCUCCCGCGUUGGUCAAUGGGCUGGAGCUGUCAGAGCCGCGGAGCUGGCUGUACCUAGAAGAGAUGGUCAACUCCUUGCUCAACACAGCGCAGCAGCUGAAGACGCUGUUUGAGCAAGCCAAGCAUGCCAGCACCUACCGAGAAGCUGCCACAAACCAGGCCAAGAUCCACGCUGACGCAGAGCGGAAGGAGGUGAUCCACCCGCCUCGGCUGCCCAAAGUCCUGGGAUUACAGCAGUCCUGCGUUAACUGCGGCCGGGAGGCUAUGAGCGAGUGCACCGGCUGCCACAAGGUCAACUACUGCUCCACCUUCUGCCAACGCAAGGACUGGAAGGAUCACCAGCACAUAUGCGGCCAGUCAGCAGCUGUCACCGUCCAGGCAGACGAAGUCCACGUGGCUGAAAGCGUGAUGGAGAAGGUGACCGUGUGAGGCUCCAUCGGCCGCCCUGGGAGCUGGGGCCCCUCGCACUCCUGUGAGGCUUUUGCAGGUCGAAGGCCCCCCUGAGGACUCUGGGGGGACGUUGAGAAGAGGGGUGUGGGAAGGUAAAGAAACUUGCUGGACAAGUCAUUAACACACUUUAAGCGAAUGGUGCCCUGGGAAGCGCACUCCCCCUGCCCGGGCCCCCUGCCCGCUCGCGGACAGAUUUUUUAUCCCUGGGAUCAUGAGCGUCCGGUCUUGCCCACAGGGCCUGUGCUGCGACGCACAUACAUACGUGUUGUGUCUGUCAAUAAAGUGUAAAUAAGGUCUCCCUGCCCCACA